Messenger RNA from Exaiptasia diaphana, 2836 nucleotides. RefSeq names its product nephrocystin-3. Gene Ontology annotation, molecular function: protein binding. Bases 482 to 2836 code for a protein of 784 amino acids. The record is from RefSeq and is a predicted model, not a curated record. The transcript is spliced from 2 exons. NCBI's taxonomy places the organism in Eukaryota, Metazoa, Cnidaria, Anthozoa, Actiniaria, Aiptasiidae.
CCUUCAUCCAACCGAGGUGACACAUGUCUACUUGUCAGGAAAUCCAGGAUGUGGAAAAAGUGAAACAGCAAGACAAGUUGGAGAGAAAUUUUUUGAUGAAACUGAGAGUGCUUCGUCGAAGACAUUCGUUGCUACACUUAAUGCAUCAAGCUUGGAGUCAUUACUAAAAUCGUACAUCGAUUUUGCUCGUCAACUUCGAGUAGAUGAAGAAUACAUUCAAAAUAUUCUAUCAUCGAAGACACAUUCACAACCAGAGGAUAAAAUUUGGCAGUUGAAAGGACUCGUCAAUCAAAAAUUGACAUUUUUCUCCUCGUGGUUAAUAAUAAUUGAUAACGUGGUCAGUCUUAAGAAGGUGUCAAAGUUUUUCCCUCAUUUUGGGGAAAAGACAACUGCAAAGGCACAAGUCUUGGUGACUACACAAGACGGGCCAUCAAUUCCUCUUCCAAGUCCUAACUUCUACCACAAAUCUCUAAGUGAAGGAAUGAAGCCUGAAGAUGCUGUUAAUGCUCUGUGUACUAUCUCACAUCAAUUUCAAGAUAAAGACGUGGUAUUUGAAAUUGCGAAAGCCCUUGAUUAUCAACCACUUGCUCUUGCAUGUACUGCAGUCUACAUGAAAUCAGUCUGCAAUCAACCUUGGUCGAGCUGUCUUCAAAAGAUCUACGAAGGAAAACGUGAAAAAACUGAAAAACAAUACCUCGAAACGAACAGUCAGGUCUAUUCACAAACAAUGACAACAGCUGUGAAGAUGGCUUUAGACAGAGUGGUCACAGAAGAUGAGGUCAUGAUGUUUGCACUUCAGAUGUUAUCAGUAGUUGCACAGGAUCCAAUACCCAUAAAGUACGUUGUUCAAUAUGUUCUUCUCUGUAUGCCUGAUGAAGACGAGGAGUUCAUCGAAGCUCACAUUGCACGCUCUUCUCUCAUUCUCAAAUCUGAUGACGACCAAUAUGUCCGUGUCCAUCAGGUUGUACACGCUGUACUGCAAGACACGGUGAGACAUACAGUUGAAGGCGAUUGUCUUCGCGUUGCCAAGCUAAUCAAAUCAUUUUCACAGCUAGCUAUUAAUGAUAUCGAAGAACCAGAUUACGACUUUAUCAUGUCAAUCAAGUCUCUGACCUCUCACUUUGUAACCUUGAAAGAAGUCAUUUCUCCGAAUCUUCAGCCGUUCAUGGCACUGACUAAAAAGGAGGCACUUUGCGUUUCAAAAUGUCUCUCGUGUUGUAUUGGUAAAGUAUGUUACAUGAAUGGUCAACUAAAAGCAGCAAGAAGCUAUCUUGAAAUGUCUAUUGCCUUAAAAGAACACUUUUGCUCUGGAGAGCGACAUUUAAUAGAACGAAAUACGCUUGGAGAGAUUCUUUAUGAUCUUCAAGACUUCCGGAAAUCAAAAUUAUGUUUUGAACAAGCACUGCCAAGCCAUCAUUAUCAAAGUAUCAACAAAAAAAGUGGUCUUGACUGGCGAGUUUUGACUAAUCUUUGGUUGACUCUUUCCAAGAAAGAAGUAGGAGAAUAUCAGAAAGCCGAAAGCUGUUUAAAUGAAGCUCUUCCAUACAUUGCAAAGUUGAUCCAUCAUGCAGAUAUUCAAUAUGCAGGGAAGAUAUUGAACAAUAUUGCAAUGGUCCACUUUUAUCUUGAGAACUAUGCAGAAGCAAAGAAGUUCAUGGAAGAAGCGCUAACAAUGGACAAGGAGAAGUAUGGUGCUAAUCAUCCAUUUGUAUCUGAGAAAUACAAUGACCUUGCCUUAGUUUUAAAAGCUGUAGGAGAGCAUAAAACAGCUGUUGAAUAUUUGCAAACGGCAGUUCAGAUCGGAAAAAGUUGUUAUGAAGAAAAACAUCCCUACUUGUCAACAUACCUUGGCAAUCUUGGUAAUGUGUUCAGGGAACUCGGAGAGUACGAGGAAGCAAAGAAACACAUUGAAGAAGCAAUUGCUAUUGAUGAGUAUAUCUAUGAUGAAAACAAUCCUGCUUUAGCCAUAGAUUUGAAUAACCUGGCCUUGGUGUUCAGAGAUCUCAGACAGUACGAGGAAGCCAAGAAAUGCAUGGAAAGAGCACUUGGUAUUGACGAACGUAUAUAUGAUGACAACCAUCCAACAUUAGCCACACAUUUAAAUAGCCUCGGUUUGGUGCUUCAAGAUCUCAGACAGUACGAGGAAGCCAAGAAAUGCAUGGAAAGAGCACUUGCUAUUGACGAACGUAUAUACGAUGACAACCAUCCAACAUUAGCCAUACAUUUACAUAACCUCGGUUUGGUGCUUCAAGAUCUCAGACAGAACGAGGAAGCCAAGAAAUGCAUGAAAAGAGGAGUUGCUAUCGCCGAACGUAUAUAUGACGACAACCAUCCAGAUUUAGCCAAACAUUUAAAUAACCUCGCUAUGGUGCUGAAAGAUCUCAGACAGAACGAGGAAGCCAAGGAAUGCAUGGAAAGAGCAGUUGCUAUUGACGAAAGAAUAUACGAUGACAACCAUCCAACAUUAGCCAUACAUUUAAAUAACCUCGGUUUGGUGCUUCAAGAGCUCAGACAGAACGAGGAAGCCAAGAAAUGCAUGAAAAGAGCAGUUGCUAUCGAUGAACAUAUAUAUGACGACAACCAUCCAGAGUUAGCCAAACAUUUCAAUAACCUCGCUAUGGUGCUGAAAGAUCUCAGACAGUACGAGGAAGCCAAGAAAUGCAUGGAAAGAGCAGUUGCUAUUGCCGAACGUAUGUAUGAUGACAACCAUCCAAAUCGCACAUUAUUUGUACAAAACAUGUAUGAUUUGCGGAAACAAACAGAAGGCACAAAUCUCCAUCCAACAUUGCAAAACUUGCAAGAGCUAGAUGUACUAGUUUAUAUGCCUCUUGAUUAG